AUGAAGCCUCUCCUGGGACCCUUCUUCUGCUCUCUGCUUCUCACUACAGGUGAGGACUUGCUAGUGAAUUUCCUUCGUACACCUCAGAGAGGAAUUGUCCUGGAAGACUUAGCAGUUUGGGAUAAAUUCAAAGCUGGCAGCCCCCAUUUUCUCACAUGAGGAAAAAAUAAAUUAUAACUCCUUCAAGCAGGGGUAGCUUGUCUUGACAAAGGCAUGUUUUGAACUGGAAGGACUCAAAGGCCAUCUUAGGCAAAGGAGAUCUUCCUGACUUCCUGCUCCAUUCAUAUUUUGAUAAGGAGCAAUUGAAGGCCUGUUCCACAGUGGGUAAAGUAAAAUUCCAAGGGUAUUCUCAUUAUCCACUCAGGUGGGAUUUAUCCCUAUUCCCCAAACAAAUAACACAGACAUUUGAACAUACCGGUAAUUUCUCUUCCAGGUACCUCCUUGCAGUGUGAAGUUUGCGGUGCCAUUGGGAAAACAUGUUCCAGUGAUAAAGUGGAUUGCCCUGCUGGAGAAGAUACCUGUGCCACUUAUUCGUAUGCACCUUCACGUGAGUGAGAAUUAUCAUAACCCAGGCCAGAUGAAUGAAUAAGCUCCAUAGUUUAGCCUGGAAAAGAGGAGAAUGAGAGGAAAUAUGAUUGUUGUUGUUUAGUCAUUUAGUCAUGUCUGACUCUUCCUGACCCCAUGGACCAGAGCACGCCAGGCACUCCGGUCUUCAGGAAAUAUGAUAGCCAUCUUCAACUAUCUUAAGGGCUGUCACAUGGAGGAGGGAGCAUGCUUGUUUUCUCCUGCUCUGGGGGGUAGGACUCAAACCAGUGGCUUCAAGUUACAGGAAAGGAGAUUCCGACUAAACAUUCAGAAAACCUUUCUGACAGUUAGAGCUGUUCAGCAGUGGAGCAGACUCCCACGAGAGGUGGUGGGUUCUCCUUCCUUGGUGGUUUUUAACCAGAGGUUGGAUGGCCAUCUGUCAUGGAUGCUUUAGCUGAGAUUCCUGCAUUGCAGGAGGUUGGACUAGAGCAGGCUUCCUCAAACUCGGCCCUCCAGAUGUUUUUGGCUUACAACUCCCAUGAUCCCUAGCUACCAGGACCAGUGGUCAGGGAUGAUGGGAACUGUAGUCUCAAAACAUCUGGAGGGCUGAGUUUGAGGAAGCCUGGGCUAGAUGACCCUUGGGGUCCCUUCCAACUCUAAGAUUAUAUGAUUCUAUUUGCACAAAUCAUACAAACAUAUGAAGCUCUCUUUAUACGGCACAGCCUGGAACUGUCUGCUCUGACUGAAAGCCCCUUCUUGAGGUCUCAGGCAGCUUUCUUCCCUAGCCCUACAGCCCGAGAGCCUUUAAACAACAAGCCUUCAAAGCAUGUGCUCAGCUGCAAAGUUGAGAUCCUUCUUUGUGAAUAUGUCAUGGAAGGAGAGCAGAGCAUUCAGUCUGAACAUGUGAAGGAAGAUUGUGUGCCCUGCCCAAGUCCUCUGAUGAGUGCUGGUCCGAAACGGGCUGCCAUAUUCAUGGGUAAGGUUUCCAAGACAUGAACAGGCACCUUGAUGGACUAAGUCCCCAAUCGACUAGUCAUGCAGCCAGCUUCAGACUAAUGUCAAUUCUGCUUUUGGCCAAGGAGUGCACCCAGUUUGCAUAGUAUCAUUGAGCCAGAGGAGCUCAAACCACAAAUUCCCAUUUAAUCUUUCAGACAUUCAAAAUGAACACUUGAACAGGGCUCCUGUGGCUCCUGUGUGUGAGAGAGCACUAAUUUGGGUUCCAAAGAUUCAGCAUUUUUUAAGGUUGCACCAUCAUUCUUGUUUGCCUUUUAUCCUAAAAUGCACAUUUUUGUAUGAAUUUUGUCCUGUUUUUGAGCUGGAAACUGUUGCAAAAAACAACAACCCAAAGAUCCAUAGGUUCUGAGUUCCAUAUCAGCCCAGAAAGUGACAAUCAGGAAAGACAAGCUCCAGCAUACCUAAAUAGAAACUGGAUGGGUGAAUUUUCUUGGGAUAUAAUGGCUGUGAACUGUGACAACUUAUCACUCGUCUUUAUUUUUCCUUUUGUUUUGUUUUAUAUCCAGCACCAAACAUCAACAUCACAACAUUCAGGAAAUUAUGCCUUACGGAGGCAGGAUGCAGAAAUGCAACCAAAGACAUAGGGAAGGUUUUUGAAAAUGUGGGACUUCUUAUAAAGGUUGAAUGUAACAAGGCCUCUGAGGCAGCUCCAUUCGUCUUCCUGACACUCUCUGGGCUCCUGUUGAUGAAGAUCCUCCUUUAA
This is a messenger RNA of Podarcis lilfordi (Lilford's wall lizard), 2242 nucleotides long. Lineage: Eukaryota; Metazoa; Chordata; Lepidosauria; Squamata; Lacertidae. The record is from the annotation of a GenBank genome assembly.